AUGGCCAUCGCGAUGACCAGUCCGCCGGCGUCGCCCGUGGUGUCCACUGGAACCAAUCUGUCCGGGGAGGAUAGCAGCAACGCCAGCGCGCAGCCGAUGCACUACGAGCCGCCCGUGGAGAACCUGGUGACAGUAGCCUACCCUUCUUCCACUGCGGUCGUCGUCCACCAGCACGCUGCGCCGCCUCCUGCAUCAGGGCAAGCUCGCCCAGCCCACCAGCCGCCUGUGCCGCUGCCGGCCGCGCAGCAAGCUCAGCUCGUCCGGCAGCCUCCCGGUCCGCCGCGCGCCAGGCCCGCGCGCGCGCCGCAGCCAGCGCGGGAGUACAGCUGCAAGCUGUGCGGCAAGUCGUACUCGUCGCACCAGGGGCUAGGCGGCCACGCGGCGGGGCACAAGAACCGGCAGAAGGAAGCAGAAGCCGCGGCCGCGGCCGCCGCGGCCAUGAUGGGGCAGGAGGACGGCGGCGCGUUCCUCGCCGCCUUCCGCCGCGGCCGCAGGGCGCAGCCGCCGCACGAGUGCCGGAAGUGCCACAAGGUGUUCCCCACGGGGGUGGAGCUCGGCGGCCACAUGAGGAUGCACUACACCGGCCCGCCGAUCGUGCACAAGAAGAACAAGAAGUGGGGUCUCGUGAGCGAGGACGACCUGAGGCUCGCGUUGUCAACUGCAACGGAAGCGACACCGCCGCCACCUGCGCCGGCCGUGGACGGCAGGGUGCGUCUCUUUGGCAUUGACAUCGACCCGCAGGUACAAGCGCCGCCGCCGCCGCCGCCAGAGGACCAAAGAUCCGGCACGGCGGGAGGCUCGUCGUCGUCAGCCGGCGAACAGGAGUAG
Panicum virgatum (switchgrass) is the source of this 828-nucleotide messenger RNA. RefSeq names its product atherin-like. The transcript has a single exon. The record is from RefSeq and is a predicted model, not a curated record. Gene Ontology annotation, molecular function: DNA-binding transcription factor activity. Lineage: Eukaryota; Viridiplantae; Streptophyta; Magnoliopsida; Poales; Poaceae. The coding region runs from base 1 to 828 and encodes 275 amino acids.